Messenger RNA from Symbiodinium natans, 1869 nucleotides. The record is from the annotation of a GenBank genome assembly. NCBI's taxonomy places the organism in Eukaryota, Dinophyceae, Suessiales, Symbiodiniaceae.
AUGGCCCCCUUGAGCGUCUACUGCUCGGAGACCUUGGGCUCUGAAGGUCAGGGAGGCGCCCUGCACUUGGCCCUCCUCGCAGACCUGGAGCCUGCCUUUCAGGCCAUCGAUUCUGGUGGGCGAGAGGCCAGACUGGAGGCGGUCCUCGCACUGGGAGCGCUUGGGGAGAAGUGCCCCGAGAGGAGCAUCCCAGCUCUGUGCCAGUGCUGGGGAGGAUGGCACACGGCCGAGGCCGCAUUUCAGUCCCUCAAGCGCAUCUGUAGUCCUGGGCCGGAAGUGCUGUCCAUGUUCUUGACGGCCAGCCCACACUUCUACGCCCAUGAGUUCGGCGUCAAGGCGGCUCUCUACCUCGGAUCCGACAGCCCCCAGGUCUUCGCCAGCAUUGUGACGGGCGUCGAGCAGAAUUCAUCCUUCUGCCUGGACGCGUUCAAGGAGCUGCUUCCAGCUGCCGACCUACCCCAAACGAUCCAGCUCCUACUGGGGGGGAGUCUCUUUAAAGACCGGUCUGGCUCCUCCGUCGACUGCCUCGGGCAGGCACUUGCCCUGGUCAAUGAGCGGGACCAUGCCGGCUUGAUGGAGGGCCUCUUGGCUUACCUGGACCCGACGCAGCCCGCCUGGGUUCUUGCACGUGCUAGUGCUUGGGCGGCUGAGCUGGCACAAGGAGAGGAGGAGACGCUGGUGCAAGCCCUGCUGGCAGCGCUUGGCCACGUCUCCGGGGACGACCUCCUGAAGGUGGCCCAGUCCCUGGUCCGCGUCUCGGAGGGCUCCCGCCUUCAAGCCCUGGAGGCCCUGUGCGCCGAGCUGAAGAAGGAUGCGACAUCUUGCAGAUUCAGGGAGGUGAUCCUUGAAGAGACCCGGCAGCUCGCGGUCCCCGACGAGGUUCAGGUGCUGAAGCCGCUUCUCAGCUUCAUCGAGAAGGCGGAGCCCAUCCUGAAGACUGCCGACUCCAACUGGGCGCCGGUCACCGGGACCAUGAAGCUCCUGGACCAGCUGGACCAGACGAGCCGGAGCUUCUUCCAAAAGGCCAUUCGGCACCUCACAAGGAUUUUGGCCCGGCUUUGCCUUGCCGCUCCCACGUGGUGGGAGCGCCCAAAGGCCCCGGAGCGCCUGGUCCGACUGGCGCGCGACCACGGAGGGGCGGAGCAUGAGACCCUGGUGCAACUGUGUGAGGGCUUCAAGUGCCAGAACGACCUCCUCCGGCACCAAUGCCGCAGGACGUUUGCAGUCAUUCCCAAGAAGGCCCCGGAACUCGCCAACCUGCUUCUGCUGGGGCUCAUCAAGAGCGAGGAGUUUUCCUGGACGAAAGAGGCUGCGAUGAGGGCACUGGACCUCAGCGCUAAAGGCCUCGAAGGCCUGGAGCCUGAUCAGAAAGAGGACAUCAAGGCGUCCCUCCUCCAAGCGGCGGAGGAGCCCUUUCUACGGUGCUUGGCCCUAUCCCUCCUGAUGCCUUUCGCCAAAGACGAAGGCGUCCGGAAUGCGGCGCUGAAGUACUCAGAGGAGAGCGACGUCUACGUGCAGCGGGAAGCACUGAGAGUACUGGCUGAAGACGUGGUUCCCUUCGACUGCCUGGUGCGCAGUCUUCAGAGCCAAGAGCGUGAUAAUGUCCUUCUGGGCCUGGAGGCCUUAGCAAGAUCAGAGCUGAGUUCGGAGUACAGUGAGUACAGGCAGCAGGAGCUGAGCGCUCUUCUGGCCCCCCUUCUGACGCAUCGCAGCGAGGAGGUGGCGCUCAGCGCGGCGCAGGCGUUGGGCCGCAUGACUGGCGAAGGCAAAAGCUCCGCGGCUGCAGCUCUGAGGCCCCGCGGGAUCUGGCCAGAGACGCGCCCCGCCGUUCUCCAGGCACGCCGGGAGGCACUCCAGUCUCUUGCGUAG